AUUUGAAAACCAUCAGAAGCCAAAUUUCACAAAAAACCGUGACAAGUGGAGCUAGCGCUCUGUGAUUAAUGUGUUCAGUAGAAAUAUAAUCUCCAUACAAGCGUUAAGUUGAGACGGAAUUGAAACUAUUGAUAGCGCACAGCAAAAGGGAGCUGAUAACCAAGUGAAAACGUUAUGCUUCCAUGACCGCACACCAAUUGCAAGUGGACCUCCGAGCGAGAGCUUCAAGUCAACCUUUGGAGUGCUGAGCCAGGGAGUCUGACGAACAAGCAGCAACCAAAUUUCUUGGUUAAAGAGUCAUUGACCUUUGCUCAAUUAACGAUCCAGUAUUUCUUCAUGGCCACCGCUGCAGCACCUUCGUUUCAUUCGACAAAAGAGACAACCAAUUACGCCCGCUUAUGCAGGCUUCUAGUGGGUGUUAGUGCACAUAUCUUGAGAGAGACAUUUGACAAAAGGCGUCCAACAGGAGACCUGCACACAGUUUUGUCAGAUCCUCCAGUUCAUUCAGUCUUAAAAUCACUUCGAAAGAAAAGAAUAGUCAACCCUUCACAAUGGGACAAACUGUACCCCGCCAUCAAGUCUUCAGUUUCAUCAAAGAAUUUCGAUAUCACGUUACUGAUGGUCCUGCUGAGGAACAUUUGUGGUCUUGUUCCUCCGGCUACCGGCUGGGAUACACUUCCUCCUGCAGCAGACACAACCCUUGAGGCAGAUAUCGUUCGUAUCAAGUGCUACAGAAACACAGUUUAUGGUCAUGCCAGCGAGGCCUCAGUUGAUGACGCAACAUUCAAUCAAUACUGGCAGGACAUCCAGGAUGCAUUGGUGAGACUAGGAGGAGCUGGUUACCAAAGUGCUAUUGAUGAUCUGAAAAAGGAAUGCAUGGACCCUGAUUUCGAAGAACACUAUAAAGAGCUUCUUAAACAGUGGGUAGUGGAUGAAGUCAGCAUCAAAGAAAGAUUGGAUGAAAUGACAGAGCUAUUAAAGGAAGCAAUCACUAGUCCUACAAAAAAGUUUAAAGCAGGAGACAAAG
Messenger RNA from Pocillopora verrucosa, 1027 nucleotides. The record is from RefSeq and is a predicted model, not a curated record. Lineage: Eukaryota; Metazoa; Cnidaria; Anthozoa; Scleractinia; Pocilloporidae.